Molecule: messenger RNA, 195 nt
Organism: Mixia osmundae IAM 14324
Lineage: Eukaryota; Fungi; Basidiomycota; Mixiomycetes; Mixiales; Mixiaceae
Exons: 1
Coding region: 1-195 (64 amino acids)
Source: RefSeq, a predicted model, not a curated record
AUGGACAGCGCGAACGAGUCGUCUUGUGCCAUGCAGCGACAUGAGCUCCCGUCAAGCGGACGUGAGGCUGCCCCCCUUUUGCAGCAGCAGACGCAAUCUCGACGAGCUGUGAGGCGACAAUGGCUGACCGGCAGACAGCUACGAGGCUGGCACGAGCAUUGUCACUGUCUGCUCGUCGACUUGGUCAAGGACUAA